CGUGUGCGCACUGCAAGCUGCUCUAGGGGUUGUUUGGCUUUCUGCGCCCUCUCUGCACCUCCAACCUCAAUCCCCACCAUGAAGGCGCUGAGCCCGGUGCGCGGCUGCUACGAGGCGGUGUGCUGUCUGUCGGAACGCAGCCUCGCCAUCGCGCGGGGCCGCGGGAAGGGCCCGGCAGCAGAGGAACCGCUGAGCCUGCUGGACGACAUGAACCACUGCUACUCACGUCUGAGGGAACUGGUACCCGGAGUCCCGCGAGGCACUCAGCUUAGCCAGGUGGAAAUCCUGCAGCGCGUCAUCGACUACAUCCUCGACCUGCAGGUGGUCCUGGCGGAGCCCGCUCCUGGACCCCCAGACAGUCCGCAUCUUCCUAUCCAGACAGCCGAGCUCGCCCCGGAACUUGUGAUCUCCAACGACAAGAGGAGUUUCUGCCACUGACCUGGCCCGUCCUGGCGCCUCCAGAACGCAGGUGCUGGCGCCCGUUCCGCCUGGGAACCCGGGACCCUCUACGGCCGGAAGCCCGAGGGCAUGGAUGGGCCCCAGCCUCGCCCUGCCCACUUGACUUCCCCAAACCCCUGCCUCGAGGCUGGACCUGGCGCCCGGGAGCGAAGGACUGUGAACUUGGGUGGCCUAAAGCGCCAGAGCUAGCUGUGGGCACCAGCUGGCAACGUCGCCCAGCCCCCACCCCACCCCCAAGUUUUAAAGACUGUCUUCGGAGUGUGGAGGUGUGGGGAGAAGUGGCUGCUCUCCAGACUCGGCCGAGGCAGCGGUAGAGCUGGUCUUCUGUUCUCCUUGAAGAAAGGCUCUGUUUGCCCUGAUUAUGAACUCUAUAAUAGAGUAUAUAGCUUUUGUACCUUGUUUGCAGGAAGGUGACUUUCUGUAACCAUGCGAUGUAUAUUAUUAAACUUUUUAUAAAAGUUAUCAUUUUGCAUAAUAAACGGUUUUUAAACA
Messenger RNA from Equus quagga, 951 nucleotides. It is a transcript of the gene ID3, whose product is annotated as inhibitor of DNA binding 3. Gene Ontology annotation, biological process: cell differentiation; circadian regulation of gene expression; negative regulation of transcription by RNA polymerase II. Gene Ontology annotation, molecular function: transcription regulator activity; protein dimerization activity. The record is from RefSeq and is a predicted model, not a curated record. The coding region runs from base 79 to 438 and encodes 119 amino acids. Lineage: Eukaryota; Metazoa; Chordata; Mammalia; Perissodactyla; Equidae. Gene Ontology annotation, cellular component: cytoplasm; nucleus. The transcript is spliced from 3 exons.